AAUAUUUUUUAUAACCACCUUCCUGAUUGGUGGGUUAGGCUAGGAUUACUAAAUUUAAUAUUCCCAACCACAACUAUGACUCAUCAGUCGUUAAUUUACUUCAGUUUCUCCUUUACACAUCUUCUUUCCAAUUCCUUGCUCCUUUACUUCAGUUUCUCUACUCCAAACCAUAAAUUAAUCUUUUCCGCAGCGGCUUUUCUUAGUGCAAGGUUGGCAUCCCGCUCAAUCCGGCUUGAAGUCAUCUAAAUCUGAUACUCUGCUCCAGAUUUCACUUUGCUUCUGCUUCAAACUCAUCAUCCUCCCCUCAUAGUUCACGUUCGUAUUGUGGGACUUUGCAAACGAAGAAUUAACUGUUAUCCAAUUUUGCUAAUCCACAUUGGUCUUAUUUUAAUUGGACGUGAAGAAUAGAAUGUCUUUCAACAGGGAAGGGGGAAAGAAUAAGUUUCUGUAUAGGAACACCAGGGGAAUCAAGAAGAAAAGCAGCCGAAGAGGGACAAAGCUAAUUGACAUGGAGAGCAUUCAAGGUGGUGAAAUAUCUCUUGCUCAUGCCACGGCUUCCACCCAACACAGUCUUCCAUCAAUGGAAGAGGAAGUAGUUGGUUUUGAGGAUGAUGCAAAAAACAUAAUUCAACAAUUGACCGGAGGAACAAAGGAACUAGACAUUAUCUCCAUCGUUGGAAUGCCAGGACUUGGCAAAACCACUUUGGCUAGAAAGGUGUUUAAUCAUUUUAUUGAUAUUAGACACUUUGAUGUUAGAGCAUGGUGCUCUAUUUCAAAAGAAUAUAGCUCGAGGAAGGUAUUCUCUGAGAUUCUUAAACAAGUCGUAGGCAGUAUGAAUGGUAUAAGAGAUGAAGACAUACCUCACGAGUUGCGAAAGAGUCUAAUGCGCAAGAGAUACCUCAUCGUGUUAGACGAUAUAUGGGAAGCUAAGGCUUGGGAAGAGUUGCGAUUAUCUUUCCCACACGGUGAAGAUGGAAGCAGAGUAGUGGUAACAACUCGAGAUGAACAAGUGGUUAGGCAGCUUAAGCUCCACAGCAAUCCAUAUUUUCUUCGAUUUCUCACGGAGGAUGAGAGCUGGGAAUUACUCGAGAAGAAAGUUUUUCAAGGAGAAAUCUGUCCACAAAAGCUACUCAAAGCAGGAUUGCGAGUUGCCAAAAACUGUAAAGGAUUACCUCUUGUGAUUGUCUUGAUUGCUGGAAUUAUUUCAAAGAAAAGGCAAGCCUCUUUGUGGUUUAAGGUCGCAAAUGAUUUAAGAUCCCAUGCUUUAGAAGAUCAAAGCAUGAAGAUAAUAGAAUCAAGUUACGACUAUCUGGAAGAUCACUUAAAGGCUUGCCUUCUUUACAUGGGAUUGUUUCCAGAAGACUACAAUUUUCCAGUUUCCAUUUUACUGAAGUUGUGGAUAGCUGAAAAUUUUGUACAGAAUUCGGACACAGAUAACUUGGAGGAAGCAUCUACAAAUUUCUUGAAUGAUCUUGCGAGCAAAAGCCUUGUGAUGGUUUCUAAAAGGAGAGAUAAUGGUGAGAUAAAGUACUGCACUCUUCAUGAUGUUGUGCGUGAGUUUUGCUGGAGAAAACUUGCAAAAGAAAAGUUUAUGCAGCUCAUAAUCCCGUAUAAUCCAGACCAAUCUUUAGGUGCAUCGGAGCCUCGGUUAUGCAUGUAUGUUCAUGACGAUCUGGCCAAGCAGUUGGUGGAGCAUGCAUAUUCAUUGGAUAAAAUUCCAUUGUUGGCAGAGUUGAAUGUAGUGGGAUCAUUUGCUCAAUGUCAUGGUAGGUCUCUUGAGUUCAUUGCGCAUCCAAAACUCUAUAAAUGGAACCGGAAUUUGACAACUCAUGUCCGUUUACUUGAUUGCAUUAGACAUAUUCGGGUGUUGGAUUUGUUGAAUAUCUACUUGGAGGGACGUUUUUGGGCUAGGGCAAUGGAAGCAGUAACUCACUUGAGGUUUCUUGCAAUUCAUACCCAAGAAUUUCGUUUCCAGUGGGUAGAUCACCUACUCGAUCUACAAACUUUGCGGGUGGGGUGGCAACCUAUUUCAUUAAGCAGUAGGAUAUCCCCUGCUGGUCUUUGGAAAAUGCAGAAGCUAAGGCAUGUGGAUAUCAAGGAAAUUAAAUUUGCAUGGGAAGACAAUGAUCGAGCAAUUUUCGAAGAAUGUUCACUAACUGUGUUACCGAACUUGAAGUCUUUCGGGAGGUGCCGUAUAUAUUUGGCUGAUAUGACUCCGGAGUUUUGGUGGAGAUUUCCAAAUAUUGAACAACUCAAGCUCCUAAUUGUUGAACCGUAUGUACCUAGAUAUCAUAAGUUCCCUAUACCCGAAAUUGAUAUGCCGAAUCUUGAAGAUCUCCCACUUCAAUCUCUCGAAGUGGGCUUCUCAGACAAGCCAGAGUCGCAUGACUUUGGAAUCGGAAGGGGCAGCUGUCUUGUUUUCCCCUCAAAUCUAAAGGAUUUGUCCAUUCAUAGCAUAUUCCUAACAGAAAAAGUUGUUUCAAAUAUUGCAAGAUUGCUAAAUCUUGAGAGACUCAAACUACGUCGAAUACUCUUCAAGGAUGAAAAUAUGGGAUGUUGGGAUGUAGGUGAUUACAAGUUCCCAGCACUCAAAUAUUUGAACUUGAGGGGUGUUGAUAUGAACGAAUGGCGCUCCUCAGAGGCAUCCUUCCCGGUUCUUGAGAAACUGGUUAUACGUCGUUGUGAGAAGCUUCAAGAGAUCCCGUCUAGCUUCGCAGAUAUCCAAACACUGAAGUUGAUCAGAUUGAGGGACUGCAUGAAGUCAGUUGAAGAUUCAGCUCUCAACAUCAAAAAAGAAGUGGAAGAUAUCACAGGAUGUGACUCUCUCCAAGUUCAGCUUGAUUUUAAAUAUAUGCCUUAUGGAAGAAAAGAUCAUGAUUUACGAAUAUUUAAAAAUUCUGUUUUUUAAAAUUUUAAGUUCUGCUCAUCCAAAAAUUCUGUCCAUGGGACCAUAUAAGUCCUUUCUCUUUAGUUGAUAACUUUAGACUUAUUCUGAGAUACACUUUGUUAGUAUGACAGAAAUAUGGUUGGAAUUC
Messenger RNA from Nicotiana tabacum (common tobacco), 3035 nucleotides. The record is from RefSeq and is a predicted model, not a curated record. Lineage: Eukaryota; Viridiplantae; Streptophyta; Magnoliopsida; Solanales; Solanaceae.